This is a messenger RNA of Populus nigra (black poplar), 1226 nucleotides long. Its product is annotated as ATP-dependent Clp protease proteolytic subunit 3, chloroplastic. Gene Ontology annotation, molecular function: serine-type endopeptidase activity; ATP-dependent peptidase activity; ATPase binding. The transcript has 5 exons. Bases 47 to 1063 code for a protein of 338 amino acids. The record is from RefSeq and is a predicted model, not a curated record. Gene Ontology annotation, cellular component: endopeptidase Clp complex. Gene Ontology annotation, biological process: protein quality control for misfolded or incompletely synthesized proteins. Lineage: Eukaryota; Viridiplantae; Streptophyta; Magnoliopsida; Malpighiales; Salicaceae.
UAAAAACAGGACCAUAAUAUCAAAUCAAAGCAGAUAGAAAGGAAAAAUGGAGGUAGGUUUAGCAUAUCUCACAGCCUCACAAUCCACAAGCAGCCCUCUAUGUUUCUCCAAUCGCAACAGUUUCAUUAACAAGAAUCAUCUUCUGCUACCAGUCACCAGUGACACCAGCACUACUAUUAGUGUUUGCAGUAAAAGAAGAAGACCCAUCUGUGUUAAGGCUUCGAAGAGUUCAUUCGAUGCUAACACCGCAAGACAGACUUUGGCUAGCAACUGGGAUGUUGAAAAGUUCUCAUCUUUUGCUAAUUCAGCUCCUACUUUGCCAAAAUUUGAGGAAUUGGAUACUACCAACAUGCUUCUCCGUCAAAGAAUCAUUUUUUUGGGCUCUCAAGUGGAUGACGUGACGGCAGAUUUUAUUAUCAGUCAGCUAUUAUUUCUGGAUGCUGAAGACCCCAAAAAAGACAUCAAAUUGUUUAUUAAUUCACCUGGGGGUUCUGUCACUGCUGGACUGGGAAUUUAUGAUGCGAUGAAGUUGUGCAAGGCUGAUGUUUCAACUAUUUGCCUUGGGCUUGCUGCAUCCAUGGGAGCAUUUCUUCUUUCUGCUGGUUCCAAAGGUAAGAGAUUUUGCAUGCCCAAUGGGAGGGUGAUGAUUCAUCAGCCACUUGGAACUGCUGGAGGCAAAGCAUCAGAAAUGAGCAUCCGGAUUAGAGAAAUGAGUUACCACAAGAUUAAGCUGAACAAGAUAUUAUCAAGAAUAACAGGGAAGCCUCUAGAGCAGGUUGAAGUUGACACUGAUCGUGACAAUUUCAUGAAUGCGUGGGAAGCUAAAGAAUAUGGGUUGGUAGAUGAAGUUAUUGAUGAUGGUAAGACAGGAUUAGUUGCACCGCUUACAGAUGCUUCACCUCCACCAAAAACUCGGGUGUGGGAUCUUUGGAAAAUUGAAGGGAGCAAGAAAGCUAAGAAUAAUUUGCCUUCAGAGCAUAAAAUGCUACAGAAUGGAUAUGUUGGAGGAGGUGAUGGGGAUAGAGGCAUGGACCAGGAAAAGGAAACACCAAGUCCGGUAUAAGAUUUGAGACACGUUUGGAUUUGUUGACCUAUCAAAGGAGCUGUGCUAUGUAAUGUUGUGAAAGUAGAUUAUGGAUUAAUGACUAUAAAUUUUGAAAAACGGAAAGGCCAUAUGGUUUCUAUUAUUUGUACAUUUACUUCGAAUAGUGUUGAUUUCCUUCAAA